AUGUCAAAACCAGACACUGCCAAAAAAGUCCCGCCGCACGCUCUGUGUGCAGCAGACAUGAAGGAACAAAUCGACACGAACGCGCUCACCAUGCGCCUGCUGGCCUUCUCCAGCUAUUGUGAAGGACCCAAGGCUUCCGAGAUCCAGACGAUAAUCGCGCAACUUCCCGCCGCCGCAUAUCACGAGCGUAGUGCGGCUGAGGGCGAGAUUCAGCGUCUGAAGCAGGAGAACGAGGGCCUCAAACAGCGCCUCGCCCAGGAAGUCCUCGUCAACCGCCAGAGGAGCGUAUCGUCCGCGCUAGCACACUCGGCGCCACAAGGGAGAACGAACGGCGCACUCGACCAUCCGCGCAGUAUGUCUUAGCGGUCUCGUCGCGUCUGUCCAGUAUGCUGAUAGCUAUCGAACCCAGCCUCCCGUUUCGAUAUGCCUCCUUCGUCCGUCAAGCAGGAACAAGAACAGAUCAAGCAGGAACAGUUCAAGCACGGACAGACCAGUAGCGCCGCUAGUUCUCUCUCCAACCGCGACUUUCGUCUCACGCCUCCCCAUCCACGCGAAUUAUUCCCAGAGGGCUCUGCUCAACGCCCAGCCAAGCGACUCCGUAGCGAGUUGUCUCCACCUCCACCGCCACCGUCCACUAGAGGCAGGCGUCCGGAGUGUGUUGGCUGCUACAUGUCAGUGUCAAGUACAUCCUCACAAACCGGUUACAACCAUGCUAAACUCCACCGCAGGAUCAAGGGAGUCUGUGACGGCCGCUCCGUCUGCAGCAUUUGUAAGGCUAGGAAAUAUGGCUGCGAGUGAGUCUUGCAAUGACACACAUGUUGGACUGCCGAACUAAUGCAAGGCUCACAGGUACAGAGAGUGCUGGGAUGGUCUUCGCUGCAACGGUGAGCGGUCAAUCAGAAAUUUGGCUCGGCACUGGUUGGCCGAACUGACCGCGCACAGAUAAAGCUUGCACCCGCCUACACCCAGACCAGUGGGAUAGAAACUUCGAAGAGCCGCCUCGUAAAGUAAAGGCUUGGGCAGAGCACCCGGGAGCCAUAUCUCGAUGGGAGUAG
Messenger RNA from Lecanosticta acicola, 1055 nucleotides. Lineage: Eukaryota; Fungi; Ascomycota; Dothideomycetes; Mycosphaerellales; Mycosphaerellaceae. The record is from the annotation of a GenBank genome assembly.